This is a messenger RNA of Pocillopora verrucosa, 1272 nucleotides long. NCBI's taxonomy places the organism in Eukaryota, Metazoa, Cnidaria, Anthozoa, Scleractinia, Pocilloporidae. The record is from RefSeq and is a predicted model, not a curated record.
AUGAGUAAAGUCAAACCCAAAGAAAUGACACGUGAGAAAUCCACACACAUAGAGAAUAUUUUAAAUAGACGAACAGUAAACUUAUCUGGCAUUCAACUUACGCAGUCGGAAACAAACCUUCUACGUAAGGGACUUAACUUUUGCCCAACACCACCGCCACCAGGAAAAUAUGAAAUCAGUAAGGACAUUGAUGCCUUUGCCCGUAGACUAACCCUUAAGGAAUAUCACACUCCUAAGAAUAUAGAAGACGUAAUAGACGGCCCUGGAUACCAACCAUCGAUUCUUCAAAAAUUGAACCAGAAGGAGCGCAAGGUGUAUACUGGACCUUCAAGGGAACCAUACCUUAAUACAUAUAUUGACAAAUUAAGGCAAGAAAUCAGUGAUGAGACUUUGCACAAUCUACGAUCUCCACGCAAUAAUCUAACCAAACGUGAGAGAGCAGCUUUGUUUAGACUAAGCAACAACACGGACAUAAUCAUCAAGCCCGCAGACAAAGGCGGAGCUACGGUCAUCAUGAAUGCAAAGGACUAUGUAAAGGAGGCUAAACGCCAACUAGACAAUGAAGAAUAUUACAAGAGAGUAGGAAGAGAUCUCACUCUUGAACACGAACAGCUCAUAAACCAGUGCUUAGAUACACUUAUGGACGACGGAGAAUUAGAAGAAGAAGUAGCUAAACUCUUAAGACCAGCACAAUCAAGGACUCCUAUAUUCUAUAUGCUCCCCAAAAUACACAAAGUUAACAAUCCAGGUAGACCAGUAGUAUCCUCCGUGAACAGCCACACGGAGAAGCUAUCAGCUUAUGUGGACGAAUUUUUGAGACCUAUAGCAGAAAAGCUACCGUCAUACAUACAAGAUACCACACACUUCAUUAAGCGAAUACGGAGUUUGGGCAAGUUACCCGAAAAGUGUUACUUAGCAACUCUGGACGUAUCAAGCCUAUAUACGAAUAUAGACACAGACGAAGGACUCACUAUUGUGGAGGAAGAGCUAGGCAAAACGAACCAGAACAAGCCAUCACCGAUGACAUUAUCGUGUCUCCUCGAGAAGGUUCUUAAGCUUAACAACUUUACCUUUGGCAAUGAACACUACAUUCAAAUCAAAGGAACAGCCAUGGGAACCAGAGUCGCUCCCAACUUUGCAAACGUAUACAUGGGUAGACUUGAAGAAAGAUUCGUGUACCAAACAGAGUGGAUGGACCAUAUCAUACUCUGGUGUAGCACCCUCAAUCAAGUUUACACACGAAAUCUCUGCACAUUCAGUGAAUUUCCUUGA